Messenger RNA from Coregonus sp. 'balchen', 366 nucleotides. The record is from the annotation of a GenBank genome assembly. Lineage: Eukaryota; Metazoa; Chordata; Actinopteri; Salmoniformes; Salmonidae.
AUGACUAAUAACCAUGCCCAGGUUGGAGUACGCCUCAUCAACAGCAUCAAUCACAUUGGUAAGGACAAGGGCUUCAGUCCUGUGGUGAGUUUCCUGAAUGCCUCGUGGCCUGACAUGGAACGUUAUAAUCAACUCACCAACCAUAUGAAAGCAAUAGAUUGAGCACACACAAAUGACAUGUUUUGGGAGUAUUGAUAACAUGCAUGACUUGGAGAUCUACUGUCAUUAUCUUCAGAUUUUACAAUUGAGAGGUUCUGCAUGAGUGGUGGGGAAAUUGGCAAUUUAAAGGCUUACAUGACUAACCUUUACCUUUCAAAGGAUUCGGAGAAGGUACAGAAAGCCAUUGAGGAAGGGAAGACUGAAUAA